Messenger RNA from Lineus longissimus, 4211 nucleotides. RefSeq names its product cyclic nucleotide-gated cation channel beta-3-like. Gene Ontology annotation, biological process: monoatomic cation transmembrane transport. Bases 267 to 3713 code for a protein of 1148 amino acids. NCBI's taxonomy places the organism in Eukaryota, Metazoa, Nemertea, Pilidiophora, Heteronemertea, Lineidae. The transcript has 16 exons. The record is from RefSeq and is a predicted model, not a curated record. Gene Ontology annotation, molecular function: protein-containing complex binding; intracellularly cGMP-activated cation channel activity; intracellularly cAMP-activated cation channel activity. Gene Ontology annotation, cellular component: plasma membrane; intracellular cyclic nucleotide activated cation channel complex.
ACUCUGGUCAUUGAUAAACAUCAGUAAUGGUGACGUUGGCAUUCAUUACUUCUGUUCGCAUCAUAAUUAGUAGUAGUUGAGAGAUAAAUCACUGAUUUUGAUUUAAAUUACCCCAGUCCCACGUUGAACUAAUAGCUGGUUGUCAUCUGAUAGCCUAAGUCGUCGACGACUUGCGAUGCAAUUAAUGAGAAGAUUAAUGAACGCUUUGUCGAAUUUAGCCAUAGCCCAAGGAGGAGACGCUAAGUGUUUGUUAUGAUUCUUUUGGAAUGCGCAGACGACACAGUGUCAGGAUGAAAACAGACGAAUGCUUAUUGGAUUUGCAUUCUUUGGAACUAGUUUCUAUUGGAACCUCGGAUCCAGGAUUGGAAUCUGUGAAAUGCGAUGGGCAUGAUUCCUUCCAUUGCCAAAAGGAAGAAUCGAUUUUCAGCAAUUAUCAAAAUGAGCAGAUCACCUGCUCUCAAAAUGGACAGGAUGAUGCAAACUUUUAUUCAGAGUUUGUCCCCAGCUCGGAUAAAUUCGUUGAGGGAUGUGUGAGGGCUAAUAAACCAAAAACAAGAUUCAAGUUCAACUUUGAGCUAUGUUCAGACGAACUCAGCGAAACUCACUCCAACAUCAGUCCACGCACUGCAGGAGAUGAAGGGAAAUUCAGUCUUAAUUGGGAGUUAAGUCCAGCAGAAGGUCGAGGGUUAUUCAAUCCCGAGUUGAGUCCAUCAGAUGUAGAUGGACCUAGGUUUACUUAUGACUCGUUGGAUGAGGUGUCCGUCAUACGACUACCUUUACUCGGGCUCGGUGUCCAUGGCAAUAACCUAGCAGCACGUCGUGGCCAGGGUCUACCACCUGUCCAAGUGGACCCUGGCUUUCAUCCCUUCUCCCCUGGACCUCUUGCCCCAAGUCCGGGCGGCCUCAGCACGCGGAGCACGCGAUCAAAUUGGAGUGAACUCAUGCAUCUGAAGAAGAAGGACUCCUCAGCGUCUUUCAAUAGCGACAGUGGAUCCAUGAAGAGCAUGUCUAUGUCCGGCAUGAGCAGUGUGAUGAGUGAGCGGUUGAAGGAGCUCCGGCGCAAGUUCACCAGCCGCACGGAGCACGUCAAGGAGAGGACAGCCCAGCCUCCUACCCCAUCGUCGUCCACCUCUGACCUGGAGGCUGAGGUCAAAUCAGGUGCUUCCGCUUCCUCGCCAGGAGCCCUCAAGCCACCCCCUCAGAGAAACCGGCUGAACUCCCUCUUUCCCGGAGGAUCGGUCGCUAGUGGUAACGUCCUCAAUGAUGACAUUCACUUCAUCGGAGUGGGUCACUGCAAGAUCAAAUGUCCCCGGUGGCUCAAGGCCAUCAGGUUCCCAGCCGCUAUCGACCCUCAGAGUAAAUUCUACAUCGUGUGGUUGUUCAUCGUGACCUUGGCAUUCAUGUACAACGCCUGGGUUGUACCACUGCGAUGGGCCUUCAAACAUCUCGUGCAGACAUCAGAAAAUCUCCACUAUUGGUGGGCGUGCGACUACCUUGCCGACUUCAUCUAUAUCGUUGACAUCCUCUUCUUCGAAUCGAGAUUGAUUUUCAUUAGCAAUGGCGUGUUUGAGAAAGAUCCGAAGCUGAUGAGGAAGAACUACUUCAAGAAGUUGGUAUUCAAGAUUGAUUUGCUCUGCCUGUUUCCACUCGAACUCCUGUAUCUAAUCCAGGAGGUCCAGUUCAAUUCCUUAUGUCGCCUUCCAAGACUACUCAAGAUUCCAACGUUCUGGGAGUUCUAUGAACGAUUCGAUCAGGCAGCAAAGUCGGGCCAUGUGAUCCGUAUCAUGAAGACCAUGACGUACAUGGUCUACCUGAUCCACGUGGAGGCAUGUGGUUACUACUGGGUCUCCUACAUGGAGGGAUUCAGUACGAAGUGGACCUUCCAGAAGAAAGAGUACAUGAACGUCACUGCGUACAUCCGUUGCUUUUACGUUGCGACCAAGACGGCCACGUCGAUCGGAAAGAAUCCUAUCCCAACUAAUGAUCUCGAGUACGUCUUCAUGAUCGUCUACUGGUUGUCAGGGGUGUUUGUCUUCGCUUUGUUGAUUGGACAAAUCCGCGACAUCUUCGAGGCUGCGGGGCAGCAGAAGUCAGAGUACAGGAAGACAAUGGACAUUACGCUGUGGUACAUGCAGUCACUGAACCUUCCGAAGGAGCUUCAGGGCCGAGUAAGGAUGUGGUUUAACUAUAACUGGGACCAGCAGAAGACACUCAAUGAGAACAGCCUGAUAGAUGCGCUUCCCAAGAAGAUGAAGACAGACCUGGCCAUCAACGUGCACUUCCAGACCCUGACCAAGGUGCAGCUCUUCCAGGAUUGUGACAAGACCUUACUUUAUGAUCUCAUCCUCAAACUCAAGCCAGUGUUGUAUCUGCCGGGAGACUAUAUCUGUAGGAAGGGUGAGGUCGGAACUGAGAUGUAUAUCGUGAUGAGUGGCCAGGUCCAGGUGGUUGGAGGUCUCAAUAAUGAUAUCGUCUUUGCUACUUUACAUGAAGGCAGUGUGUUUGGAGAAAUAAGUUUGCUAGCACUUGCCGGAGGUAAUAGGCGCACCGCAGACGUGAGGUCGAAAGGUUUCUCGAAUCUGUUCCUCCUGUCCAAGGCGGACUUUGAGGAGGCCAUGAGUGACUAUCCAUCUGCAGCUUCUCUACUAAAGAAACGAGCAAAGAAACUACUGUCACAGAACAAGAAGCAUGAGAAGAAGGAGCAGGAGGAUGAGGAGUCGGAAGACAUCAUCAAGAGUCGGGAGCCUACACCCAAGAUGGUCAAGGCGGUCAUUCAGCUUCUGGAACCCACCUCAAAAGUGGCUGAAGUAUUACAAAAGGGAAAGAAACGGAAGAAGAGGCUGAAGAGGAAUAAGGUUAGCCCUGUUGACAACCAUGAGGAGAAGCCACCGGUGAGGCGGAAGCUGGCCAGGAGCAUCACUGACGAGAUGGAUAGGAUGGCAUCGCUGGAGGAUAAUGAGGAGGAGGAUCACGGUUAUGUGGGUGAUGAGAACGGAGAUGAUGAUGAUGAUGAUGAUGAUGAUGAAGAUGAUGAUGGUGAUGAUGUGAAGGAACAGAGUCAUGAUGAUGACCCUGUUGCUUCUAUAUUUGGUUCACAGCUCGACCUGGACGCCAUCUCUCAAGUAUCCGAGGACAUCAUCAACCUGCCAGACCAAGCCGGCUCCAACCCCAGCCUGAGGCAGGAACCUAUGCUAGAAGACAAGGCAUUAGAUGAUAUCCUCGACAGCAACAAACUGAGCGAAGAUCUGAAGACACUGUCCCCAAGCAAAGCUCUGCAAGUGCAAAUUCACGUGGAAGAGGAAGAUACACGUCCGUUAUCUAAGCUCAGCAAAGACUCGUUCAACCACGAGAUGGCAGAGCUAAUGGAAGAAAUCGAGAGGACUUCUCAAUCUCUACCAACACCUUCCAAGGUCAAGCCCAGGAUGAUGCGCCUGGUCUCUAGUGACUCUGACUCCCCGGAACUCGUCCACUACCCCCGCAGCCGUCCAAUCUCCGUGGAGAUGGCCCCGGCGCUCGUCCAGAUAGAAAAAGAGGUGACAGAGCUUCAGAUCCCCAAGGAGAACCGGAUCGUCUGCGACGUGGAGGUCCACCGCGAGAAGACACCGUCCAUGAACGAGAAUACGGGCGGGUUUGAUAACCCAGCGUUUGUUCCGUCUGAUAGUUGCCAGUCAUUGAAGAAUGUUUUAGAGCGCGGUGGCAUUAAGCCAAGUUGAGUUGACUCCUGUGAUUCGUUGAAUAUAUCCUGGCAUUGACUGUAGCUGCAGUGAUAAUUAUGAGCGUCAAAAACCAAAACAAAUGUCACCUUCCACUUUAUCUAUGCUUCCGAAGGAAUCACCAAUGCUGCCGUCCUAACGAAAGACACCCAUCUACGUUAUCUCGUUUAAUAUCACAGCAAACAACUUCGAUGAAAUUGAGCUAAAAUGUUACAAAUCUACCAUAUUUUGUUUGAAAUUGUUCAUUAAUCACAAACUGGGUAAAACACAGUAAAAAACUAGAACUAGUUGCAGGUUCUGCAUGUCCGUCACCGACCAACCUGUCGUCUUGCCGGCGGUGGACGUCUAUCCUGAGUCUCCUCCUUUCAAGAGACGCUCUACUCUUUGUGAGGGAUGGAUAUACAUUUCCGCACAACGCCGGUAGAUCGGCAUGCAGGCCACUUGUACUAAUUUUACUUCAGCAAGGUUUUGUUUAGCAAUUUGUUUCUCUCUCUGUUG